Drosophila novamexicana is the source of this 7663-nucleotide messenger RNA. It is a transcript of the gene Ptip, whose product is annotated as PAX-interacting protein 1. Lineage: Eukaryota; Metazoa; Arthropoda; Insecta; Diptera; Drosophilidae. The coding region runs from base 138 to 6923 and encodes 2261 amino acids. The record is from RefSeq and is a predicted model, not a curated record. The transcript has 8 exons. Gene Ontology annotation, cellular component: MLL3/4 complex.
UGGGAGCCCAGUGAAAGUAAAGCUGGAUGCAUUUCCAUUUCCAUGUCCGCGGCAGCCGCAGCAACAACAAAAGCGAAACGAAAGAAAAGUGAAAUUUGAGCAAAAGGAAUAGCGCAUGCUAGUCAAACAACAAAGAAAUGGAAAAUUUGAAAAUCAGUGAAAAGUUAUUCGAGGAUGUGAUAUAUUAUGUGCUCGGCAGCUUGGAUGAUGAGAGCGAGAGAUUGCUUAAGAACGGCGGCGCACAGUCGAAGCUUUACCUUUCGGACCAAAUCACGCAUUUAAUAUGUGCCAGCAACUACUCCGAAGAGGAGCUCUCCAUGAAUCUGGACCUCUACAAUGUGAUACCUGUGAGCGAGCAAUGGAUCUCGCACAGCGCCAAACUGGGUCGCAUGGCCUCCACGCGUGCCUUCGAUCCAAGCCAGCCGCGUUUCUUGCGCGGCAUACGUGUCGCCAUCACCAAUGUGGUGGCCAGCGAUCGCCGGCGUCUCUAUGCGAUGCUCACCUUCCAUGGUGCCGUGGUCACCCACACGCAUGGAGCCACCAAUACGCAUCUGGUAUGCGGCGCUGCCACCGGCAACAUUUAUAAUAAAGCGCUGGCGCUGCCCAAAAAUGCCAUGAACAUUGUCACGCCCGACUGGGUCACUGAUUGCCUCAAAUUCAAGAGCUGUCUGCCCUGUGAGCCCUAUCAUCCCAGAUUGCUAAAGCCCAUCGAGAAGCAGCGCACCCAAAAGCAGCAACAGCAGCAGCAACAACAACAACAACAACAACAACAACAGCAGCAACAACAAAAUCUGCAGCAGCAACAGCAGCAGCAUCAACAACAGCAGCAGCAAUUGCAACAGCAAUUGGCACAACAGCAGCAGCAUCAACAACAACAACAGCAGCAGCAGCAACAUUUAGUCCAACAAUUGCCACAGCAGCAACAACAACAACAACCAGCUGCUACACAGCUAUCUGACAUACUAGGCUUUGGGGACGAUAGCGCUGCCCAGAGUAUCGCUAGCAUUAAAUCCCAACUGCAGGCAUCGGCAGAGCGUGCUGCAGCUGAACAGCAGCAGUUGCAGCAGCAACAGCUGCCACAGCCAGCGCAACAGCAAGUGGUCUUUGUGCGGCCACGCAACAUGCAGCAGCAACAACAAUUGCAGCAGCAGGGCGCACCACAGGCGCCGACACCACCGCCGCCACCCACGCCACAGCAGCAGCAGCAACAACAGCAAAUUAUAAUACAGCAACAAAAAAUCAUACCAGCUAAUCUGCAGCAACAGCAGCAACAACAACAACAGAUCAAAAACAUUUUGCAGCAGCAGCGACAAAUAAAGAACACACAACAGCAACAACAGCAGCAACUGCAACUUUUGCAGCAACAGGAGCAACAGCAGCAGCAGCAACAACAACAGCAGCAACAACAACAACAGCAGCAGCAGCAGCAAUUAUUACUCCAGCAGCAGCAACAACAACAACAACAACAGCAGCAGCGUCUGCCUACAACACCCACCAUGCCACAACCACCCAUGCCAAGUGGACGACAAACGCCGCGCACGCCACAGCCGGCAACAACACCACAGCCCGUGCAAUCACCGCAGCAGCAAGUGGGACAACAGCAACAAGUGCCGCAACAACAACAACAGCAACCGUCCGUGUCAGUCUCGCCCCAAAUGCUGCAUCAGCACAUAAUGAACAAGCAGCAAAUGUUGCAGCAGCAGCAAAUGCAACUGCAUCAGCACAUACAAAAUGGCCAGAGCCUGACACCACAACAACAGGCGUUGCAGCGCCAGUUACAGCAACAGCAGCAACUGUUUCAGCAGCAAAUGCAGAUGCAACAACAGCAACAACCACAGCAGCAAUCACCACGCAUGGUGCAAAAUCGUUCGCCAGUCAUGCCACCCGGCACGCCCUCGCCUUCGCUGCAGCAGCAGCAGCACUUGGUUGCGAGCAGCAGCAACAUGUUGCCUCCUCAGUCACCGCGACAACUGCAAUCGCCAGCGCCACAAAUGACGCCGCCUCCGCCGCCCUCGCCACAGAGCGCACAGCAGCACUUGCGCCAGCAGCAGCAACAAUUGCAACAGAGUCGCCAGCAGCAGCAGCAGCACAUGAUGGGCUCCCCGCAACAACAGCCGCCUACGGCCAUGAUGUCACCACAACAGCAACCAUUCCAGCAGCCAGUGCAUCAGCAACAACGCAUGCAGCUGCAGCAGCAACAACAACAGCUUGCACAGCAGCAGCAGCAACAAAGUCCGCAGCACAUUUCAGCGCCGCAAUCACCUCAGAUUUCACAAACGCCUCCCAUGGCUAGCAAACAACAGCAGCAGCAACCAGCUCAGCAUCCGCAGCAGCAGCAGCAACAGCAAUCCUUUGUGCAGCCCAUCGAUCCUACGGAUCCCGUGCAAGUUGCUCAAGUGCUCAGUCGUUCUACACUGAGCAGCAAUCAGGAUUCACUGAUUAUGCGCCAGCAGCAAUUAAAGCAACAACAGCUGCAACAACAACAACAACAGCAACAACAACAACAGCAGCAACAACAACAACAGCAGCAACAACAACAGCAGCAGCAGCAACAAAUGCCACAACAACAUACGCCCUCGCCAAGACAGUCGCCUUUGCAGCAACAGCAAUCAACACCACAACAACCAGAGAGGCCCUUACAGCAGCUGCAGCCACAACAGCAGCAACAGCCGCCACAAAUGGCACAGCAACUUGGACCUGGACAGCAGCAGCAACAGGUCAUAACCCAGCGACACGUGAUAAACACUUCAACGGCCCAGGGACAGCAACUAAUACAGAGUCAUAUGAUGAGCAUACAGCAGCAACAGCAAAAGCAGCAGCAAAUGUUGCAGCUGCAACAGCAGCAGCAACAGCAAAUGAUACCUCAGCAGCAGCAGCCACAACAGCAGCAACUGCCACAGCAGCAGCAACAACAGCUACCACCUCAGCAGCAGCAGCAGCAACAACAACAACAGCAACAAGUGCAGUUUACGCAGCAACAAAACAUUGCAUUGGGCACAGGCGGUCAGGUGCGCAUCAUACAGCAGACCAUUCAACCACCGCAACAACAGCAACAGCUGCUGGGACAACAGUUUGCGCCGCAGCAACAACAAGCACCACAACAACAGCAACAGGUAUUGCCACAGCAGCCGCAGCAACAUACCAAAAAAUUCAUCAUCAGUCAGCAGCAAUUCAGUCAGCUCAGCGCGCAGCAGCAGCAGCAAAUAUUAGCGCAGAAUCAGCAAAACCAAAAUGUGUACAUUGUGAAUUCCACAAAUCUGUCACAGCAACAACAGCAGCAGCAGCAACAACUUGUGCAGCAGCGACAACUAUUGCAGCAACAGCAACUAAUAACACAGCAGCAACAACAGCAACGAUUGCAAAUGCAACAACAACAACCGCAGCAACAAAUUGUGAUAAAUCAGCAAGUCAUCAGCGAUCCGCAGCGAUUGCAAUAUUUGCAGCAGCAACAACAAUUGCUGCAGCAAAAACAGCAGCAACAACAACAACAGCAGCAGCAACAACAACUCGUUGGGCCGCCACAACAGCAACAACAGCAGCAAAUUCUGAUACAACAGCAACAACCAGUGGCACAGCAGCAACAGCAGCAGCCGCCACAGCAAAUCAUGCAACAGGUGCUCAUAAAGCAACAACAUUUGCCACAACGCACGCCACCGCCGCAAUCGCCACAGCAGCAACAGCAACAGUUGAUGCUGCAGCAGCAAUCGCCACAGCAUCACGCACAGCUGCAACAGCAGCAGGCGCACUGGUCCCCGCAGAGUCCUGUGACAAAUCAGUUACCUCCCACAACGCCUGGCACGCCCACCACAAGCAUGGGCAUGCAAUCACCGUUGCCUGGCACGCCCACAACUCCGCAGCAGCAACAGCAGGCGCCACAGCAAUUCGCGCCGCGCGGACUGCGUCCGCAAACACCUUGGCCCGCACAACAGCAGCCCCCACCGUCACAGCAGCAACAACAACAACCGCAGCAGCAGCAACAACAACAACAACAGCUUGUGCUGCCACCGCCGCAGCAGCAACAGCAGCAGCGGCAACUAAUACAUCUGGACGAGAAGACGCAUGCGCAUUUUAUGUCGCUAGAUGCACACAAACGUGCCGAGUACAUUACGAAACUGAAUCAAAACAAGCCACGUGUCAUGCUGCGCCAGCAGGUGGCCUAUCAGCCACGCCCCGGUGCGCCCGGUAACGUGGUGGCCACACGUGCACCGGGCCCAGUGCCGGUGCCUGGACCAGGCACUUCGCACAUUAUUGUGCAGAGCCAAAUGCCAGGUGGACUUACGCAGCAGGAGCAAAUGCUCUGGCUGCAGCAGCAGGGCACACGUCAGGUGGUAGUGCGUGCGGGCGGUGCGCCUGGACUCAGUCCCAUAACGCAGCAACAACAACAACAGCCUGGCGGAGCACCUCAACAGCUACCUCAGCAGCAACAGCAGCAGCAGCAACAAUUUAAUCCUAAUGAUCCCAGUCAGCAAAUGUUGCUGCAACGCCAACAGCUGCGCGUGCAGCAAAUACCCAUGCAACAGGCGCCGGCGCCGCAGCUGGGCAAGCAGACCGUGCAGCUCAUUACCGGUCCCAAUGGCCAGCUAAUCGAACAGCAAACCAUUGUUCAGCAGCAGGCCCAGCAACAGCAGCAGCAGCCGCCCACACCAGGCACGCCCACCACACCUGGAACUGGCGUGGUUGUUGGUGGCGCCGCAGGCGGCAAUAUUAUGACGCAAACGCUGGUCAUGCCCGCAGCAGCGCCCGAUGGUCAACAGCAGCAACAGACUCCGCAGCAGAUGAAUCUGAAAACGAAAACCGCUUUGGCCAACAUGCUGAGCAAUCGCCUGGGCAACAAUGGAGCACAGGUGCCGCCGCAACAGCAGCAACUGCUCUCCAUGAGCGAUGUCCAGCAGCAGCAGCAGCAACAACAACAGCAGCAAAUUGUGCAACAGGUUGUUGUUAGCGGUGCCACACACCAGCAGCAGCAACAGUUGCUACUGCAACAACAGCAGCAGCAGCAACAACAACAGCUGGUUGCAGCGCAGCAACAGCAAUUGGCACCGGGCCCACAGCAACAUGUGGAGACACCAUCUGCCGCUGGUGCACUGCGCAUGAUGGGUCAGCAGCAUAAUGCUGCUGUAGGCGUGCCUGGUCCACCACGGACACAGCAGGAGCUAGUUCUGUUGCAACAGCAGCAGCAACAACAGCAGCAGCAGCAAUUGCUACAGCAGCAUCCGCAGCAAAUGCGACGUGUUGUCGGCGUGCCGCAGCAACAGUUGCCACAACAGCAUUUGGUGCAACAACAAAUUGUGGUCGCGCCGCAGGCGAGCAUACAGCAACAACAGUUGCCAGUGGGCGUUCCAGUGCAAGUAGCAGGCGGCCCGCCUCAUGUCUACAUGCAAGUGCGUCCCGGCCAGCCGCCCAUACCGAUGCCACCGCGUCCCCAGUUCUAUGGCCACAAUCCGAACUUAAAGCUGCCGGCUGAUCUAUUCCUAGUCGGCUGCACCUUUUACAUAGUUGAAUACGACGAGACGGACAGCGAUGAGCUGCCCAUUUGGCUGGACACCAUACGCCAGUUUGGCGGCGAUAUCGAGCGUGUCUAUUGCGCCCGUGUGACGCACGUCAUCUGCCGCACCCAGCGGCACGGCAUGGUGAUGCAGGCACUGCGCGACGCCAAGCGCUGCGUGACCGCCUACUGGCUAAGCGACAUCUGUUUGAAGCGACAGCUAAUGCCACCGUGGCAGCCACUGCAUUUGCCCUUCCCCAGCCAAUUUGGCUAUCGCAAGCCGCUGGAGCGCUACAUUAUCACAUCGGAGGGCUUUGAGGGCGAGGAAGUUGUGCGGCUGCAGCAAAUGGCCGAGGAAUGUGGCGCCAUUUACACAUCGUACCUGUCCAAGGUGAACACGCUGGUCGUCUGCAAACAACUGGAGGGCAAUAAAUUCAAUGCGGCCAAAGAGUGGAACAUACCUAUGGUCAAUGCCCUGUGGCUCAGCGAUGUGUGCAUAGGAAAUCUGAGCGGGCUCACCCAGUACGAGAAUCCCAAAUAUCAGCAGUACAAUCUGGUAGCGCCAUUCCGCAUCGAAUGCAAUCUGGUGCAGCAUUUGCUGGCCGCCUGGAAAGCGCCCAUUAAUCUCACCCAGGAAGCACACGAGCGUGUCAAGCGUCAUCUUUCUGAUCCGUAUGCGAAUGAGCAGAAGAUUAAGCGGCAGAAACUGUGCGUCUAUCAGGAGCAGCUGCCCGAGCAAAUCGUUUGCAUCGAAUAUCCGCAGACUACAAAACCGCCCAAGGUCAUUUUCUCGCAGGUCGCCGAUGCGGAGGCGCUCAAAAAGGCUGUCGAACUUCUGGGCGGCAUUGUGGUGGACAGUCCCAUGGAUGCAACACAUUUGGUCAUGACGCGUGAGAGCCGCACCUGCAAACUGAUUCAGGCCUGCUGCCAUGUGGACUAUGUGCUCAAGUCCACCUGGCUGGUGGACAGCGCCAAGGCCGGCAAAUUUGUGCCGCCGGAUGAGUAUCGCAUCCGGCACAUACCCGUCGAUGAGAAUCUGCAGUUCGAUUUGGAUGCUGUGCUGUGUGCGCCGACACGUUCCACACUAUUUGCGGGCAGAUACUUCUAUGUAACACCCGACGUAUUUCCGGCACGCGAUGAAAUCAUACGCAUGAUCGAAUCUUCGGGCGGCAAGGUGGAGGCGAAACGACGCAGCGGUGCCGCCGUUGCAGAGGCGCAUGUCCAGGCGCCCGACUCAUAUAUCAUUGUUACCUGCCCAACGGAUAUGCAUUUGUGCGCGGAUCUGACGCGACAUGGCAAUCCCAAGUGCCAUAUUGUCUCUACGGAGUUUGUGAUGAGCUCCAUAUUGCGGCAACAGCUGGAAAUUGAGCCCAAUUUGAUACCAUAUUUGUACAACAAUAACAUUUCCAACAGCAGCAGCAGUAACAACAAAUCCUAGCGACAAGCUGUUCUCUACUUCUUGUUGCUUAAAGCUUGAGGCACAUUCAGGAAAUUUUAUAAACUUUGUUAUGUAUCUAUGUACGUAUGUAUGUUAAGAAUCCCAUCCCAUUUUCAUCGAGCCUGUGAGCUGUGAAUGCGAAUCUAGUCCACAUUGAAACUGAUGAAAAUUGGGUAACUAAUCGGUUAUAUAUAUAUAUAUCACAAUCCCAUAUAGAGCUAGCUGGAUCGUGUUAUCAAAACGAUUGAUAAAGCCCUUUGCUACAGCUAUUUUUACACGCAUCAACAAAUGGUUUGCCGAUAAACUGCAGAUCGAGUCAUUCAAGCGAUCUAUCACAUCUAUAUAUAGUAGAUAGUUGCAACUAAUUAUAAGCAAAAAGUACAUUUUUAUAAAUAUAUAUAUAUAUAUUUUUAUAAACUCAUUAUCUAGAUGUAAAUAAGUAUUUAUAAUUCAAUAGAGUAUACGAAACGUUUCACAGAAAUUUUAAUCGGCUGGCUAUUAGAAUUUUAAGCACAUUUCUAUUUGGAUAUAGUCCAUUGUCCAAAUCCCCUAAAUAUUAGCUAGGUAUACUCAACAAAUAAAGCUUAUGUUAUAUAUGUGAAUACCAGCUGGUUUUAAUGGGAUCUCUCCGGGCUAAAACGCAUUUUAAUUGCUCAGAUUAGACAUAAUUUCCACCCGUUUCCAUGGAUUAGUGAAGUGAAGUGAAAAUUUUAAAUUUAACGUGCGGACUUGGAGUCGAU